Molecule: messenger RNA, 846 nt
Organism: Balearica regulorum gibbericeps (East African grey crowned-crane)
Lineage: Eukaryota; Metazoa; Chordata; Aves; Gruiformes; Gruidae
Source: RefSeq, a predicted model, not a curated record
GCAGAAUGUGCACUUAGCAGUUCAUGCUGAGAACUUCAAGUCUGAAAUUGUCAGUGUGAAAGAGAUGCGAGAUAUCUGGUCGUGGAUCCCAGAGCGAUUUGCACUUUGCCAGCCUCUCUUGCUUUUCACCACCUUGGAACAUGGCUGUAGUCUGAGCAGGUUCUAUUCUCACAGCGAGGGACACGAACCAACUCUUCUCCUCAUCAAGACCACAGCAAAAGAGGUCUGUGGUGCCUACCUGUCAACUGACUGGAGCGAGCGCAGGCGAGGAGGGAACAAGCUGAGUUUCUUUGGAACUGGGGAGUGCUUUGUAUUUAGGCUGCAGCCAGAAGUGGAACGCUAUGAGUGGGUGAUCAUCAAACACCCAGAACUGGCCACAGCUGGUUCAGAGCCAGAAAAUCAUGCCUCGCCAGCUUCCAGCACCCUCACUUCCAGCAGUGGCCCAUCAGACCCCUCGGAUCGCCUUUCUCCCUUCUUAUCAGCUCGGCACUUCAACUUGCCUUCCAAAACAGCCUCCAUGUUCAUGGCUGGCAGCAACGAAUGCAUCAUUAUAGGAGGUGGUGAUGGCCAGGCUCUUUACCUCGAUGCAGAUCUCAACCAUGGAAGAACAAGCCACUGCAAUACUUUCAAUAAUCAGCCGUUGUGCUCUGAAAACUUCCAGAUCUCCGUCUUGGAGGUGUGGGGCUUCAGGGACACCAUGAAUGGUUGACGUGACUAUCAUUAAUCAGCUAGUUUUUCAAUUGUCCUAGGAUUACCAAGGCAAAUUCUAAUCCAGGAGCCAAGUUAGAACAUCAUUUCUGUUGGGCUCAGUGGUUUUUAGUAAUUACGAAGUGGUGCACUUAAAUG